AGCAAGAAGCAAGGAGGCAUGUUUUGAGAGAAGGAUGAGUUCCCUUUCAUUGUUAGGACUCUGUUUCAUUUGUCUUACACGGGCAGCAGCAGCAGCUGGACUUCACUCAAAUGAUUAUUUGGUUGCCUUACAAGGAGAUAGUAUUGCUUUGCCAUGUGGUACGGCCUCUUUUAAAUCCUGCUCCUCCAUUAACUGGACCAUUGGUGGAGAGUUUGGAUCGGUUACUGAGCUGGUGAAGGCUGGAAGAGUGAUCAGCCACAGAUAUGGGCUGCUGAAGGACUGCUCUCUGGAGAUUACUCACCUGGAACUCAAUGAUGCCCGACUUUACUCUUGUGACAGUGGAGCGCUCAAUUCAAGUGUUUUGCUUCAGAUUCCUACAAUUACUGAGAAGCAAACUUCUGCAGAGGACACGAUAGAGCUCCAGUGUUUCCUUAAUAUGUUUAUAGGAUACGUGGCCUGUGACAACAGCACUGGGAUACAUAUCGAGUGGAGCAAUGAGGACGGCACACCGAUUGAAGGAAACAGAUUUGAAUUUGAUAAUCCGUCUGCCUGCUUCUCUAAACUGCUCAUCAAGAAAAAACCCACGGACCACCACAGGAAAUGGACGUGUCAGCUGAGUCAGAGUGAUGUGGUUAAAGCCACCAUCAGCUACACGACAACAGUGGAAGAUGGCCUCGAGGAAGUGUUCGCUGCAGUCGGUGAGUCAGUGUCACUCAAAUGUAGCAACACUUCCUGUCUUGGGUUAGGAGGCUGCACACAGUGGGCGAUGUGCGUAGAGCGGCAGUGGCGUGACAUUUCACCUGAUGACCUCCAAACCAACGCCAACAAAGACUCGUCAUUUGUUAUCGGUAAAGUGAGCGCAGUGCAUGCUGGGGACUACCGGUGUUCAGAGUCCACCGGCCAGCAGAGGGCGCUCAGCAAAUACAGGCUGCACACCCUUGACGUUACUGCAGAGUCCGGGCCAGGAGGGGAUAAUCUCACCUUGACUUGUGUGCUCACCUGCGCUACAGAAUGUGAAACAGACUUCAAUUUAACUUUUUCUGGAGGCGUACUAAAAGGCUGGCAGAGCGGAUUAAUAAAAGCCAACAACACUUUGAUAAAGAAGCUGUUUCUGCCAGACUGGUCACAUGAGAUAACCUGUUCUGUGCACAGAGAAGGAGCUCUGAUGGCAUCAAAGAAGUGGCGCUCCGUUAACCCUCUGCAAACCCCUGCGUGGAUAGGCCUCCCUCUCGGCCUCCUGGUGGUUGCCGCUGCCGCUGGACUCUGCAUGCACAUGAAGAGGGUGCACAACACGAAUGCAGCAAAUCAACAGUCAAGCAUAAGAAUGUCUCAUGUUUACGAAGUCAUUCAGGAUGAGGAACAGCAAAGACGCAGCAAAAGAGAAUCCAGCGCUACAGCUGACAGCUUCUAUGAUUUGCUGCAGUCUAUAAACUACAGCGAAACAACCACAUGACAUCAACACAAGCUGGUGUGUAAUUUUCAUUUCACCGGUUAAACACCAGUAUUUAAGAGAGAAUAUUUUCUUGUAACAGACAGAAACAGAGAUCAGUGUUUAUGACUCCUUUUGUCGUGAUUGUGCAUCUUCCUAUACAGAGACAUCAGCUGUCUUAGUAAAGUGUUGAGCCACCAAGUGUUGCUAAAGUAGCUUCAAUGCAACUUCAAGUGUCUGGAGCUCUGGAUGAAACAUUGUAGAUAUCUAAUGAGAAGCCCCGAAUGGUGCAAGUGAUGUCAUUUGACCUUGGAAGAAUCAUAUUGUGGAUUUCUGAACUGUUUUUUUUUAACUAGGGAGACCAAAAUUAUAGAUAUCACACAUUCAGUCUAGCUAUGAAAUGUGAUAUCUACAUUACCUCCUGACUUGUUCAAUCUGAGAUAUCGAAAAAGGACAAAUGGGUUACAGAUGCAAUGAAUAAUCGAUUUUUUGUCAACUAUUAAAUUAAUUGUCAAAUGUUA
Messenger RNA from Stegastes partitus (bicolor damselfish), 1950 nucleotides. RefSeq lists its product as uncharacterized. Gene Ontology annotation, cellular component: membrane raft; external side of plasma membrane. Lineage: Eukaryota; Metazoa; Chordata; Actinopteri; Pomacentridae. Bases 35 to 1453 code for a protein of 472 amino acids. Gene Ontology annotation, molecular function: MHC class II protein binding; protein tyrosine kinase binding. The record is from RefSeq and is a predicted model, not a curated record. Gene Ontology annotation, biological process: interleukin-15-mediated signaling pathway; T cell activation; positive regulation of ERK1 and ERK2 cascade. The transcript is spliced from 8 exons.